This is a messenger RNA of Fonsecaea nubica, 369 nucleotides long. RefSeq lists its product as hypothetical. The transcript has a single exon. NCBI's taxonomy places the organism in Eukaryota, Fungi, Ascomycota, Eurotiomycetes, Chaetothyriales, Herpotrichiellaceae. Bases 1 to 369 code for a protein of 122 amino acids. The record is from RefSeq and is a predicted model, not a curated record.
AUGACAUCAAUCAUCGCCAACUACCUCUACCUCGACGGCACAGUUGUGCGAGAGUAUAUCAUAGGAGCUGAUGGAGCAGGCAUUGUCGUCAAUCGAGGAGGUUAUGCCGUCAAAAUCCCCCGGAUAUCAAAGAUUAUCGAGAUAGACGGGGUGCCGUAUAACAAUGGGAGGUUAACUCCUGAGGAAGGCGAUUAUGACGAGCGCGUCGCCGCCAUCCGAGGGUUUGAACGAGAAAAGGCCAUCUAUAGAAGGCUUGGAGUUUAUCCGGGAAUCAUUCACUGCUACAACCUCGUCUCCGACGACCCUUCGAUCCAAAUGCCCUUGAUGACUCAAUAUUUGGCCAAAAGUCGACCAGAUCGAGCGACGUAA